AAAAUUGUGUCAAAAAUGGGAAACAAAAAUGUGGUGCUGGCCAGUUUCAUAUUGUUUUUGACCAUAGUGAUUUUGGCUCUUAUGAACCACUUGUUCUUCAUGCCCAGAGUGCAAAUCAUAAUUCUCCAAGCAAGUGAACAGUCAUUUCAUGAAGAAAAGGAUGCCAUCAGACCCAGCAAGGACAAGAUUGAUAGACAGCUGCCAUUUCUACAGCAAUUGUAUCUUAUAUUCAGAGAUAAUGAUAAAAAGGAAAGUAAAAAUGAACAGAUAAUUCAACCCAAUAGUCAGUGUACUGUUAUCGAUGAUGCUCAUAAAUUUGACUGCUAUCCAGAAGCACUCACUGACAAGGAAAAAUGUGAAGCUAGAGGAUGCUGCUGGCAAAUUCCACAUUCUAGUCCAUCCCAGAAUGGGAGAAAAAAUCCUAUGAACAGACCCAUGGGUGUCCCCUUCUGUUACUUUCCAGCAAAUUUUCCAGGGUAUAAGACAGGACUAAAAGCAAUUACACCAACAGGAUUUUCAGUAGCUUUAAAUAGGAACACCACAGCUAUUUAUCCAGAUAAUGUCUUUAAUUUAGUUAUGGAUGUAAGAUAUGAGACAGAUUACAGAUUAAGAAUCAGAAUAUUUGAUCCCAAAAAUGCAAGAUAUGAAGUUCCCUUAAAUACACCAAAAGUGACAAAGGCAGCACCAGUACAGAAAUAUUCAGUGGUUGUCAGUAAAACAGGAGAUCCAUUUAACUUUGCUGUGGUGAGAAAAAUGUUGACACCGGCUGACAAACCAGCUGUCAUAUUCAACACAUCCGGGGCAGCUCCUCUGAUAUUUGCAGAUCAAUAUAUCCAGUUAUCUACAUUUCUCCCCUCUAAAUUCUUAUAUGGACUUGGUGAACAUCGAGGCAGGCUACUUCAAUCCAUGGAUUGGAGGAGACUGACAACAUGGAACAGAGAUCAAGCUCCUCAUGAUCCUGAUACCGGCACCAAUUUAUAUGGUCAUCAUCCUUUUUAUUUGAUGAUGGAAGAUGGAGGAAGGAGUCAUGGUUUCUUCCUCCUUAACAGCAAUGCCAAAGAAACUGUUCUACAGCCAGCCCCUGCUUUGACUUGGCGAACAAUUGGUGGAAUUCUUGACAUGUACAUGUUUAUGGGACCGAGUCCUGCUGAGGUCGUCCAGCAGUACACAGAGGUCAUAGGUCACACCUUCAUGCCACCAUACUGGAGUCUGGGAUUCCACCUAUGUAAAUAUGGUUAUCAUUCUGUGAAUGAAACAAUGGAUGUGGUUAAAAGAAUGCAAGAAGCCAAAAUUCCUCAGGACACACAGUGGAAUGAUAUAGAUUACAUGGAGGAAUAUCGGGAUUUCACAACAGGCACUAAAAAAUUUGGAGACCAGGCUGCAAUGGUGGACACAUUACACAGCAUGGGGAUGCACUAUGUCAUGAUUGUGGAUCCUGGAAUCAGUAAUAAGAGCCCUUCCCCUUACCCUCCGUACAAUGUUGGUACAAAGAUGGAUAUCUGGAUAAAGGACAGCACAGGAAAACCACUCAUUGGCAAGGUCUGGCCAGGAGAUGUUGUGUUCCCAGAUUUCACUAACCCAAAGACCACAGACUACUGGACACAGAUGACCAAAGCUUUCCAUGACAAAGUCAAGUUUGAUGGAAUGUGGAUUGAUAUGAAUGAACUUUCCAACUUCUAUGAUGGCUCACUGACUGGUUGCAGAGGAAACAAAUAUGACAAUCCACCAUAUGUUCCAGCUGUCCUUGGUGAUCAUUUGAAGUCAAGGACAAUCUGUCCAUCAGCUCAGCAGAAUGUGUCCUUGACCUACAAUGUCCAUGAUUUGUAUGGUUUAACAGAAACCAUGGCAACAUAUCAGGCUUUGAAGACUGUGAGAGGAACACGACCUUUUGUAAUUUCUCGCUCCACAUUUGCUGGUCAAGGACAUUAUGGUGGUCACUGGUCUGGGGAUAACUAUGCACGCUAUGAAGAUAUGGCUCUCUCUGUACCAGAAAUGUUGAAUAUGAAUAUGUUUGGCAUCUCCAUGAUUGGUGCUGACAUUUGUGGUUUCCAUGACGACACCACAGAACAAUUGUGUCAAAGAUGGCAGCAGCUUGGAGCUUUUUAUCCCUUCUCCAGAAACCACAAUGAUCUUGGAAAGAAGGCCCAGGAUCCUGCAGUGUUUAGUGAUGCCAUGAAAAACUCCACUAGAAAAGCCCUCACUACUAGAUACAUGCUUCUUCCUUAUCUGUACACUCUAUUUCAUAAAUCCAAUGCUAUGGGGGAAACUGUGGCCAGACCACUGUUCUUUGAAUUUCCACAUGAUAUUAACACCUAUGGCAUUGAUGAUCAGUUUAUGCUGGGCUCAGCUUUAAUGAUUACACCAGUGUUAACUAAAGACACAACUCAACUAAACACAUACUUUCCUGCAAGUAUUUGGUAUGACUUUGCUAAGGGUAAAAGAAUUAUGGGUAAUGGCUCCAGAAUGAGUAUGGAUGCACCAAUGGACUCCAUCAAUGUGUAUGUAAGAGGAGGAAAUAUUUUACCUAUGAAAGCAGCUUCAAUGACCACAACAGAGAGUCGUAAGAACAAUUUUAACUUGUUUGUGGCCCUGAAUGGAACAGGACAGGCAGAUGGAGCUCUGUUUUGGGAUGAUGGAGAGACUAUAGGCACACAUGAAAGUGGAGACUUCAACAUGAUCAUGUUUAAGGCAGAUAAGGACACCAUUACCUCUGGAGUGAUGAAGUCAGGUUACACAGGAGAGGAUAUGAAACUUGAGUUCCUCUACGUGGCUGGAGUGGACGCACAACCAAAGACGGUCACUGUUAAUGGUGCAACAGCUCAGUUUAAAUACGACUCAAAUAAUAAGACUUUGACAGUUUAUCUUCCCAUUGUUGACCUACUGAAGCCUUUUACUGUGAAGUGGAUGUGAUAUGAUUCAGGAGUUCAAAGGUCAGAUCAGGAAGGAGGACAAUGUUGCCAGAUUUUAAUAAAUUUGACUUUAAAAUUAAUUUCUCAGAGAACUCUCUUCCUCUCACUGUCAAAUUAAUGAAAGUUCUCUUAUAAAUUACUAGAUUAUAGCUUAAGGUUUUCAUUCCAUUUCUGAAAAAUCAUUCCCUCAUAUUUUUGCAUGUAUCUUUUUUUUUAAUACAUUAGUAAAUACAUGUACCUUUGAAGCAUAGUAGGUUUUGAAGCAUUGAAUAACAUAUGCUAUUACAAGCACACUACAAUCACAUUUUCUUGGUGUAUUCUGUAAUGAUGGAGCAAGUCAGUUGAAGUAAUAUUUGCCAUCAGAUGUACAUGUAUAAAACACUGUAUGUUAAUUUUGAUAAUUUUCCCUUAAUUAUUUUAUGGUUGUAGACAUGUUUUGUAUUUCAAGAUUGGGUUGUCCAAAUCUUCGUUUGCAUGCAAGAGUUCCUUCUCUUUGUCAUUCUAAUCUUAUUCACAGGACUGAAGAAAAUUUAUGGCAUUUAUCCACUUGCAAAUCUAGUCUUACUUGGUUUUUGCACAAUCUAAAAAUACAAUUAAAAAAAAAUGUGUUCAUAGCUUUCUGCUUUGUCUUAUGGAAAGGUUGCGGAAGUGAGAAAAUCGGGGGGGGGGGGGGGAUCCAGCAUCAUCAGAUCCGCCUCAAAACACCAUUGGCUCUUCUUUGCCAAAUACGCCUUUUUCUAAAUUUUUUAUUAAGGUCUUUUUUUUAAAUAUUAAGGAUGAGUACUUGUGGAGAGACAGAAGGAUAGAUAGACGGGGAUAAACAUAACCUCCUUCUAACCCCUUUGUUAAGGGGCAAUGACAAUGAAAUGCUAAUGUCACUGAAUGAUAAAUUCUCCUUUCCUUGACCUAUUUUGUGUGACGCCAGUAAUACAUGCACAGUGUGUAUCUUUUCAAGAUGUGUACAUUCUAGGUGGACAUUUCUAAUUCAUGCUUACUUGAUAUGAUAGACAAUUUGUUUUUAAAAUUUGAUUUGUGAGGAUGAUUACAUAAAGACAAUUAAGUGUACCUGCUUAGAUUUGCUUUGAAUAUUUGAUCAAAAUAUUCUAAUGUGUUUCAAAUAAAUAUGAAGAAGAGAUUUGAAAGAAUUUGUAGUGAACGUAUGAGUAUUGUUUAGAAUAAUAAAUGAAAGGUGAUUCUUUUUCAUUCAUGCCAGUAAUUAAUGGUGCUAGUAUGACUUCAAAUGUAUGAUUUUAUUAUGCAUAUUUUAAAACAUUUACAAUUGCUUAUAUAGUUAUACUGCUAUGCAAAUUGAAAAUAUAGAAAUUUUAGUUCUGUAAGUCUCUGCUUGU
Saccostrea echinata is the source of this 4258-nucleotide messenger RNA. RefSeq names its product lysosomal alpha-glucosidase-like. Gene Ontology annotation, biological process: carbohydrate metabolic process. Bases 16 to 2910 code for a protein of 964 amino acids. The record is from RefSeq and is a predicted model, not a curated record. Gene Ontology annotation, molecular function: alpha-1,4-glucosidase activity; carbohydrate binding. Lineage: Eukaryota; Metazoa; Mollusca; Bivalvia; Ostreida; Ostreidae. The transcript has 19 exons.